Labrus mixtus (cuckoo wrasse) is the source of this 5752-nucleotide messenger RNA. RefSeq names its product enhancer of zeste 2 polycomb repressive complex 2 subunit (gene ezh2). Gene Ontology annotation, biological process: chromatin remodeling. Gene Ontology annotation, molecular function: protein binding; histone H3K27 methyltransferase activity. The record is from RefSeq and is a predicted model, not a curated record. The transcript is spliced from 19 exons. The coding region runs from base 299 to 2584 and encodes 761 amino acids. NCBI's taxonomy places the organism in Eukaryota, Metazoa, Chordata, Actinopteri, Labriformes, Labridae.
AACGUUACAUUAUUGGCAAAUUGUUUAUAGAGCGGGCGAAAUUAAACGGCGUAUUAUCAUCUUAGACAGUUAAUUUGUGAAAACUGCCUCGACUUAAGCGGUGAAACGACAGUUUGUUCGCCGACUGCUCGGGAGGUAAAGCCGGUCAAAGUGAAUCCUCCAGAGCUAACCGCUAGUUAGCCGCGGAGCUAACGUUUCGGCUAAUCCCCAACACAAAGGACGACUUUGCCUUGUCUUCUCCAUAUCGACUCAGAAUCACUCCAUUGAAUGAGGACUGGUUCUCCUGUACAGGUUAAUCAUGGUGCUGACAGGGAAGCGCUCGGAGAAAGGUCCUGCCUGCUGGAAGAGAAGGGUGAAGUCUGAGUACAUGAGACUGCGGCAGCUAAAACGCUUCAGACGGGCUGACGAGGUCAAGAGCAUGUUCAACACCAACCGUCAGAAAAUCCUGGAGCGGACUGACAUUUUGAACCAGGAGUGGAAGACGAGGCGAAUCCAGCCGGUUCACAUCAUGACGUCUGUGGGCUCUCUUAGAGGAACCCGAGAGUGCACAGUGGACAGCGGGUUUUCUGAGUUCCAGAGGCAGGUCAUCCCCCUCAAGACACUCAAUGCUGUGGCCUCAGUUCCUGUCAUGUACUCCUGGUCACCUCUGCAGCAGAACUUUAUGGUGGAGGAUGAGACGGUGCUCCACAACAUUCCCUACAUGGGAGACGAGAUCCUGGACCAAGACGGUACUUUUAUAGAAGAGCUCAUCAAGAAUUAUGACGGAAAAGUCCAUGGAGACAGAGAGUGCGGCUUCAUCAACGAUGAGAUUUUUGUGGAGCUGGUCAGUGCUCUGUCUCAGUACAGUGACAACGAGGACGACGAUGAGGAUGACGAACAGGACUUCAAAGUAGACAAGAUGGAAAUGUGUGACUCCAAGGAGCAUCCAGAGGACUCCCGCAAGGACGGCCUCAUUAACAGCGAGAGCCAAAGCAGCAAUGACAGCAACAAGAAGUUUCCCUCUGAUAAGAUUUUUGAAGCAAUUUCCUCCAUGUUUCCAGACAAAGGCUCCACUGAGGAGCUCAAAGAGAAAUAUAAGGAGUUGACUGAGCAGCAGCUGCCCGGAGCUCUUCCUCCUGAAUGCACACCGAACAUUGAUGGUCCAAAUGCUCGCUCUGUGCAGCGUGAGCAGAGCCUGCACUCUUUCCACACUCUGUUCUGCAGACGCUGCUUCAAAUAUGACUGCUUUCUCCACCCUUUUCAUGCAACUCCAAACACUUAUAAGCGCAAGAACUUGGAGAACCUGGUGGACAGUAAACCCUGUGGCAUCGACUGCUACAUGUGCCUGGUUCAGGAUGGGAUGGUGAAUGAGUUUCCUGCAGGCGUGGUUGCAGAGCGGGCAAAGACACCCUCUAAACGAACUGUGGGUCGUCGCCGUGGUAGACUGCCAAACAGCAACAGCCGGCCGAGCACCCCUACGGUUUCCUCAGAAACCAAAGACACAGACAGCGAUCGCGAGGGCAGCAAAGAUGACGAGCAAGACAAUGACAAAGACGAUGACGACAAGAAGGACGACAACACCAGCAGCUCAGAGGGAAACUCGCGUUGUCAGACUCCAGUGAAGAUGAAGCUGACCGGUGAAGCCGAAGCCGUGGACUGGAGCGGAGCUGAAGCUUCUCUCUUCAGGGUUCUCAUAGGAACAUACUACGACAACUUCUGCGCCAUCGCACGACUCAUUGGCACCAAGACCUGCAGACAGGUUUACGAGUUCAGGGUCAAAGAGUCAAGCAUCAUCGCUCGCGCUCCUGCUGAAGAUGAGGACACGCCGCCCAGAAAGAAAAAGAGGAAACACAGACUGUGGGCCACCCACUGCAGGAAGAUCCAGCUGAAGAAAGACGGCUCGUCCAAUCACGUGUAUAAUUACCAGCCAUGUGACCACCCCAGGCAGCCCUGUGACUCCUCAUGCCCGUGUGUCACCGCUCAGAACUUCUGUGAGAAGUUUUGCCAGUGCAGCUCUGAGUGUCAGAACCGCUUCCCAGGCUGUCGGUGCAAAGCUCAGUGUAACACCAAGCAGUGUCCGUGCUACCUGGCAGUUAGGGAGUGUGACCCUGACCUUUGCCUGACCUGCGGCGCUGCGGAUCACUGGGACAGCAAGAACGUGUCCUGCAAGAACUGCUCCAUUCAGAGAGGGGCCAAGAAGCAUCUCCUUCUCGCCCCCUCUGACGUGGCAGGUUGGGGCAUUUUCAUCAAAGAGCCGGUCCAGAAAAACGAGUUCAUCUCGGAGUACUGUGGAGAGAUAAUCUCUCAGGAUGAAGCUGACCGCAGAGGGAAGGUCUACGACAAAUACAUGUGCAGCUUCCUGUUCAACCUUAACAAUGACUUUGUUGUUGAUGCCACAAGGAAAGGAAACAAGAUCCGCUUUGCCAAUCAUUCUGUAAACCCCAACUGCUAUGCAAAAGUGAUGAUGGUGAACGGGGAUCACAGGAUAGGAAUCUUUGCUAAGAGAGCCAUCCAGACUGGAGAGGAGCUCUUCUUCGACUACAGGUACAGCCAGGCGGACGCUCUGAAGUACGUGGGGAUCGAGCGUGAGUUGGAGAUGGCCUGAGUCUGACUUCUACCUCCUGUGGAUCAACAACACAAAGGCCUUACACACAAACACACACACCUUCACUUCAGGAAAUCCAGACAACUUGUCAAAAUGUUAGAGAGCUUCAGGAAAACUGGGAAUAUUUGAAGCAGAGUUUUGAUGCUUUUUUUUCUAUAAACAAACACUUUUCAUAUCUGUUUCUGAAUUUUCUUCUUGGGACUUUUCUCCUGUCAACAAAUCUUCCUCAGCUGGAGGUGAACUUCAUCUACAGGCUGAUUUAGUGUUUCCUUAUAUAUUUGAACAUGAAGUGUUUUACGGCAUCAGGAGACAAACCCACGACUGUCUGUUCACCUUUCAGGGACCACAAAUCCUUCACCAGCAGCUCUCGCACUGACUGGACUCUGUGUUCUCUGUGCCACAUGUUGUGUUAACUGUGUGUUUUUAUAUGGUGUGAAGUGAACCAGACAUGCACUCCUUGGAGUGCCAGUUCUCUGUCUGUAACACAGGAAGCCUCUCACAGAGCAGUGUCACCAAAUCCCACAACUUUGAGGGAUACUACUACCCACACUGCUAAGUUUUAAAACUGAUUUUUUUUUUCACAAGCGACAUGAGAGGUGACUUUCAUAUUAGGACUGUCAGCAUUAACGUGUUUAUCCUGAUCAAUUCAGGCCCGAAAUUAUUGCUUUAAUUUUCUUUUGAAGUUUGUUUGUUGUCUUUUGAUCACAUUCAUUCUUUUAAAUUACGAAAUAAUGGGAUUUGAAAAUGUGAUGAAAAAUGCAAUUCACUGCAAUUUACUUGAAAUUGAGCGAUUUAAACAAAAAAAUGUAUUGUUUGACAGCCCUAUUAAAUCUCUUUAACAGUGGCCAUCUGAGAGCCUGUUAAAACUGGAACUAGAGAAUAAUUGUGAAUUUUGAGUCAAUAAUAAUCUUUUUUUUUCUGAUCAUUUUUGAUUAGUUUCAGUCUCUUGUUCCAAAGUUGUUGUCCAAAUAUUGAAUGUCUCGUCAUCUGUUGUUUUCCUGUUUGCUCUCAAAAUAAUUGAUUACAUCUUUUAAUUUAAAAAACUGUUCAGUUCAUAGAGGGGAGGAUAGAAAUUUGAAACCAGAAUUUAUCAGUUGAGACUGGGAAAGUGUCAGACGAUGCUUUCACUGUCUGUUUGGAAAAAAUCAAAACAUUCCUCACCAGUUCUACAGAGUGCGGGAAAUUUACAAACUGCUUCUGGGACAAAAGAAGCCAUGUCUAAAGUCGAGAAAACAUCCUACAUGUUUGUGUUUUUUAUUUUUAUUUAUAUCUGAUAAUGACUCUGCUCUGUGAUGCUGCCUCCACUUCAGGUGCUAAAACAAAAAAAAAAACAGCACAGUUUCACCACCACAGGAAACUCUACACAAACAGUCAAGGUGUGUGUAGUUAAUAUUUCCUGUUGUGAAAACACGCUGCUCUCCUCUGUGAGCGGCUUUGCUUUCACCAAACAUAACCAAAAACACACACACAGAUGAAUAUGAAGGAUUUUCAUUCAUACAUGUUCUCCUGUGACGCUCCCAGCAGCACCGUGCUCUACUCACUCUGACUCCGCCCACCGUGUUCUCUCCUGUUUGGUCAUGAUCAGGAUGCUUCUAUAAACACCAAAACAGAAACAAUUUCACUUGUAACCCUUAAUAUUCUUGAUUUUUAGGUUUGUAACUCACCUGCUGUGACCACAUAAUGAUCUCUUUGUGUUGUUAUCAUUCCUGACAGUAUCGAGGUAAUCCACUCCUGUUUUUUUAUGUGGAUAACACUGCAUGGUUCAAAGUUAUACCUCUUUAUAUAUAUAUAUAUCUCAGUAACAAAAAACAACAGUGUUGUUUAAGCAGAGAGUGUGUUGUUAAUCAAAAUAGAAAAUGUAUCGAUUUAUGGUAUUCUUUUGAAAUCUGAAGCAGAAAGUGACGCCUUCGAAAUGCGCUUUGCUCUGAUUUGUCGUUCAAAAACUCAGAGGAUAGUUUAAAGUCAUUAAGAACACAGAAGAGCCAGCAGUCCGAGUAGAGCACAGUGAAACUCUAUAACAUGUUAAAUAUUCCUGAGGUGUUAAUUGUUUGAGUCCCCCUGUGCCCCCCCCCUCUCUGCUGUGCCUUCAGUCCUGAACACCCACCCAUUUCUCCUCUCUGUGCAUCAGAUGUCUGAUUUUAACCUUUGCAUGAUGUUUUCCUAAACAAAAACAUUUUCAUAGCUGUUUGGUGCUGCGUUCAGGAGACCUCUGACUUUUCUGUACUGCCUCCUCCUCAUGACAUCCAAUCACAUUGAUGUCAUCUUGAUUCCUCGUGUGAAAUAAGCCUUUUGAUAACGUACCAACAAUCACCCUUUGACUCUUUCUGUGACUUUUGGUGCUUUGAAAAAUACCACAGACUCGACUUGAAGCAAUACCAGCCUCUUUUUCCCUUCUCCUGUUCGAGCUCCACCUUCCUUACCUUUCACCUGUAAUUUAUCUCACACUUCAGAGGGACGUCUCAUGCUGCUGUGAUGUCUGUAGUUGAUGAUUUAAGACUUAACGGUCUCUCAAACCUGGUGCUUCUCUCACAGGGUUCCUGCAUGUGUUGGAAAAUCAACUCUGGGUAUUUUCCACACAUGUUCAGCGACAUCUUUGUGCAUAAAAAUUGCAAAUACGGUGUUCUGACUACAAGUAGUGACUCAAAAGUGUGAAUAUUUCCAACAGAAAUGUGUUUAUUGUUUCCUUAACCUUCACUUCAUAUUGAAAGAAGCCUCCGAUGUGAAUUGAUUUCUUAUGCGUUUCAUUAAGCAGGAUGAUAAAGAACCAGUAUUUUUACAGCCCAGAGCCACUACGGUUCCUGUUGUGUAUUUGUUAAUUAGGGUUGUGAAAAAGGAAAACAAGAGCCAAUUAGACACAAAACAAACUUUUGAAGGAUCUACAAGUUCCUCAAAGUGUUCCCAUUCAUUUAAAAACACCAUUAAGUGUUGAAACCAUCUUCUAAAUCUCUGACUUUGAUUCUUAAAACACUUCUUCAAUGUAACCCGGCCGUUUGCCGAAGUCUAAACUGCAGGCUAUUUAUUGUUGCAGACGUCAGACUGCGUUAAAGUUUUCCCCUUUUUUGUCAAACCAGGACCACUUUUUCCUCCGAUGACACAGGUGCUGAUUUUUGUAAUGUUUACAGGGAUUUUGUUGUUCAAAGUGAUGCAGAUUAAAAUAUUAUAAAUGUU